CGAGCCCCCCCCCCCCCGGGACCCCCCGAACCCCGGAACCCCCGGAGCCCCGGGAGCCCCCGCCCCCGCCAUGGUCUGCGGCGGCUUCGCCUGUUCGCGCAACGCGCUCUGCGCCCUCAACGUGGUUUAUGUGCUGGUGGGGGUGCUGCUGGUGGGGGUGGCGGGCUGGGCCCGGGGCCUGGGCAUGGGCUCCAGCCCCCCCCUGCUCGGCGGAGCCUUCGCCGUCGGCGUCUUCCUCCUGCUGAUCGCGGGGCUGGGGCUGCUCGGGGCCCUGCGGCACCACCAGGUCCUGCUCUUCUUCUACGUGCUGAUCCUGGGCCUGGUGUUCCUGUGCCAGCUCGGCGUGUCCUGCGCCUGCCUCGCCCUGGGCCGGGAGGCUCAGGAGCGGUUGCUGCGCUCGGCCUGGCCCCUGCUGAGCGGGGGGGCGCGGGGGGAGCUGCAGCGCAGGCUGGGCUGUUGCGGUCUGGGGGAGCCCCCCGGGACCCCCCCUCCUGCCAGCCCUGCCCCGCUGAGCCCCACCGGGCUGGAGCCCCCCUGGGAGCCCCAAAACUGCCCCGCUAGGUGCCAGUUCCCCCCAGGGGGAGUCCCCCCGUGCCCCCCCUGCGCCCCACAACUGCUGCAGCACUCGGACCAGGCCCUCAAGAUUCUGGGGGGGGUCGGGCUGUUCUUCAGCUUCACCGAGGUUUUGGGGGUCUGGCUCGCCCUCCGCUUCCGGAACCAGCGGGACCCCCGCGCCAACCCCGGAGCCUUCCUAUAGUGGGGGGGGGGGGGGGGGGGGCACACACCCGGGGGGGGGGGGGUCACGGCCUUGAGGGGGGGUCCAGAACCCCCCAAACGCUGACCAGCUGCCCCCCUGCAGCUGCAUGAAGCACUGGGGACAUGGACCCCCCCCCCCCCCCACAAAUCAGGGGGUGACCUCCCCCCCCGCCCCAGAGGGGCCGUGAGGCAGAGUCGUCCCCCCCCCAGUCUCCCCAUCUCAGUCUGACCUCUCCCAAACUGGUUUGUACUGGUCAUUCUGACACCCCCAGCCCCCCCACCGUGUGUCCCCCGGGGGGGGUCCUGGUCACCCCCAUGCUGGGGAGGGACACACGGGGAAGGACCCCCACCACAUCCCAGUCUGACCCCUCCCAAACUGGGAGAUUCCCCUCCCCCCACCCUUGUGGGCAUUGGGGGCUGGGGGGGGGGAGGGGUGCGCAGGGGGGGUCAUGACCUUCCCAAACCCAGCAGGCCCCCCCCAUCCCAGCACUCCUGAACUGGUCCGUACUGGUUCACACUGGGAUGAGUGACCCCCCCCCCCCCCAGUGUGUGUGUCCCCCCCCAGACCUAAUGGGGGGGAGGGAGGGGGGGCAGGGGGACGCCUCCCAAUAAACACACAACACUGA
Molecule: messenger RNA, 1382 nt
Organism: Corvus hawaiiensis (hawaiian crow)
Lineage: Eukaryota; Metazoa; Chordata; Aves; Passeriformes; Corvidae
Gene: TSPAN31
Product: tetraspanin 31
Exons: 6
Coding region: 71-757 (228 amino acids)
Cellular component (GO): membrane
Source: RefSeq, a predicted model, not a curated record